Molecule: messenger RNA, 552 nt
Organism: Candidula unifasciata
Lineage: Eukaryota; Metazoa; Mollusca; Gastropoda; Stylommatophora; Geomitridae
Source: the annotation of a GenBank genome assembly
AUGCCCGCGAAAGACAGGAAGAUUGCGUUUAUGGGGUUUAGAUCUGUCGGCAAGUCUUCAUUAAUCAUUCAGUAUGUUGAAAACCAGUUUGUUGAUUCUUAUGAUCCCACGAUUGAAAACACCUUUGCCAAACACACAAAGGUUGGAGGUCAGGAGUAUAACCUGUUGGUAGUGGACACAGCCGGACAGGACGAGUACUCUGUGAUACCUCAGUCGUACUUCAUUAACAUCAACGGAUACGUUCUUGUCUAUUCUGUUAACUCUCAGAAGAGCUUUGAUGUUGUAAAGCACGUUUAUAACAAGAUCAUUGAUAUGAAGGGAAGAAUGACGGUACCCAUUGUGCUUGUCGGAAAUAAAAAAGACCUUCGCAUUGAAAGGGUCAUUUCAGAAGAAGAGGGGAAACACUUAGCAGAAUCUUGGAAGGUUCCAUUUCUGGAAGCCUCGGCUAAAGAGAACUCAUCAGUGAAGGACAUAUUUGACACAGUUUUAAACACAAUUAAACAGAAGGAGAAUGGCGAGACCCCGGAGAAGAGUAACUGUACGCUGUCGUAG